GUGAAUCCGGUCCAGCGGCGGCAGCAGAGGCAGCAGGGUAGGGCCGACGCCAUAGCGCCGACUCGCUCUCCCGGCGGCUCGCGAGCGCGCACGCACUUCACGAUGAAGCUUUCGCUGCUCCACAUCUCGCCGCGCCGCGCCGGUUCUCGCGCCCUUUACUAAAUUAUUAUGGCUGUGAAUCAUGCCGUUGAUAGGUAAAACAUGUGGUGGCUUUACUGUGGACUGCUUGUCGUCGUGGCGACGAUCCGGUUUAAUGUGCUCGCCGCUUCCAAACGAGAAGCGGAUUACACGCUGGAUGACUCAUUCUGGAUCGACGAGAGUCCAGCUGGAGAGGUGGAAAGACUUCUCAGAGAAUACACGCAAAACCAAGAAAUGGUGCGCAACAUCGGAUCGCACUACUACCAAAUCAUUUAUCCAGUGCAGUUGCGCCAGCACAAGAAGAUGGGCAUCUCCACCAGGGAGAUAGGGUCGUCUAAGGUACGAAAAGCGAGGAGUACGAGAGGUCAGGGCGAUGGCAGUUAUUCAGGACCUGUGCGCGGUUCCGGACGACAAAGGACUGGCAAACACUUCCACCGCACCUCGCUUCUCAUUAAGGCUUUCAACCACAAGUUUCGCCUGGAUCUCGAGCUUAACACACAACUCAUAGCACCUAAUAUUAUGCAGAAGCAUUACUUAGCGAACGGAGCCGAGCAGGUCUCAAAACAGGAGAUCGAGCACUGUUAUUAUCACGGCACGGUGCAGGACUACCCGGGGGCCACAGCCGCCUUCCAUACCUGUAAUGGUGUCAGUGGUGUCAUCCAUGUUGGAAAUGAGACGUUUGUCAUUCAUCCUUUCUAUGGUGGUGAUUUAUCGCAGAAACAUCCACACGUGAUCUUUGAGGCGCGCACCAAGGCGAACAAAGGGUGCGCCAACUCGGGCAACAUGGAAUGGCGGCUGAAUACCCACUCGGGUUUCUUACCGGUGUCGGAGCCGCGGCUGAAACGUGAUGUGCGCGAAGCCACCAAGUAUAUCGAGACGGCCAUCAUCAUCGACAAAGCCAUGUUCGAUAAGCGUAAUGGCAGCACUCGUGCUGAGGUUGUGCACGAUGCCAUUCAGGUGGCCAAUAUUGCAGAUCUCUACUUCCGCACGCUCAACACACGUGUUUCUGUAGUGUAUGUUGAGACGUGGCAGGGUGGUAAUCAAGCACAGAUUGACCGCUCACAGGAUAUCGGCAGGGCCUUGUCGAAUUUCAAUGAUUAUACUUCAAGAAAAUUGUAUAAUGUUGAUAAGGAUACUACGCAGUUAUUGACUGGGGAAAUGUUUGUUGGUGGUGAGGCGGGUAUGGCUGUACCAGCAACCGUAUGCACUGCCAAGGCGGUCGCCAUCAGUGUGGAUAUCAACACUUAUGAACCACAUUUACUAGCUGGGACGAUGGCCCACAUGAUCGGACAUAAUAUUGGCAUGGCCCAUGAUGAUGGUCGGGAAGAAUGUCAUUGCUGGGACUGGCAUGGAUGUAUCAUGGCACAGGCCAUCGUUGGAUUGGACAAUGUCCAGCCUUACAAAUUCUCCGAAUGCAGCCGAUCGGAUUACAUCGACCGACUGCGUACUGGGAAUGGAAUUUGCUUGUUGAACAAGCCCAAUGAGCUCGAGGUUCGUCGCACGUGCGGGAACAAAAUCGUCGAGGAUGGCGAAGAGUGCGACUGCGGAUCGAUCGACGACUGCCCGACGGUGGACCCGUGCUGCGAUCCGAUCACGUGCAAGCUGACGUCGGAGGCGGAGUGUGCGGCGGGGCCGUGCUGCGACCGAUGCAGUCUGAAAGAGCGCGGCACAAUCUGCCGUGCGGCGACGAACGAGUGCGACCUGCCCGAACAGUGCUCGGGUGAAUCUGGCGACUGCCCCUCCGACGUCCACAAGAAGAACGGACACGCGUGCGGCGAGGAUACGGGCUUCUGCUUCGACGGCGUGUGUCCCACGUUAGCCGUACAGUGUGAGCAGAUCUGGGGGCCGGGCGGCGAGUCGGCGGACGCGCAGUGCUUCGAGCAGUUCAACUCCAAGGGCUCGGCGAACGGCCACUGCGGCAACGAUCGCUCCGGCCGCUUCGUCAAGUGCGCGCCCGAGAACGUCAAGUGCGGCACGCUGCAAUGCCAGCACGGCAAUCGAUCGCCGGCGGAGAAGGGGCUCGACCAGCUCUACUCGCGCACCAUCAUCUCGAUCAAGGGCGUUGAGUACGAGUGCAAGUCCAUCCACAAACCAGAAGGACCCGCACGUGCCAAGUCUAAUCUAGGCCCACAUUUGGGGCUUGUCAGGGACGGGACACCUUGUGGUAAUGAUCGUAUCUGCUACAAUCAGACCUGCACAAAUAUCCAUCCCUAUUUGGAUACUACCAAGUGUCCCACCAACAAUAACGACAUUGAGUGUUCUGGACACGGGUCUUGUACAAACACCAAUAAGUGCUACUGCCAUUUUGGAUGGAGCGGCCCAGACUGCUCAAUUGAGGAGGAGAUCACUACUGCCCUACCGUUACCCACCCCACCACCAUCCGAAACCAGAGGCAUGAAGGACCUUGCCGAUAUUAUGAAGAAAAAGGAGACUCCCUAUGAUCAGAAGAACAAGGAUACCUUCAGCACACUGACGAUGGUGUUUAUACUGACCGGCGUGGUGAAGGGCGUCUUCGUAUGUUUUGCCCUAGUGGCUGUUUGCUACAGGAGGACCACCGUGCGCAAGUACGAGAAACCGUACGAUAAAAAUUCAAUGCAGAAAAAUUACGUCCUCACCGGCAAUCAUUCGCAAGAGGAUAACUUAAAUAACGCUGACAAGAUAAUGCCCUUCGGAGUGCCCGCGUACGGUCGUGCGGACUCGCAGCGCGUUUUGUUCCGAUCGUCGAAUCACAUGGGAUCUGGUGGACCAUCGCAUUACCAGGAUCACAAGUUGGGCUCAUUGAAGCGCAUGGGUGUCGGAUCGGGCAGUGAAGAUGACCCAACCCAUUCAGGUGAGGAUGAAACAGUGUCCUUUAUAGACCUGCAACACAACAAUUUGAAACUGCCAGAGAAAAAGGGUAUCCUGAAGAAGCACGACUAUGGUCUGGUGAUGAGCGAUGGUAAAGACAGCUGGGGAGAUGCCUCACCAGAUGAUAUCCUCUCCCAGAACAAUAUUAGUAUGGCCCAGUUAAUGGGAGCUACUAGUAUGACGGAUGUCGAACGCACCUUGAAGAGUCUGAAUGGGUACCAUGAGGAUAUUAUCAAAGCGCUGCGUACCGCAGCGAAUCACCGCGGGGCGUCAACGCCAUCAGGCAGCACGUCGUGCCUUAGCGAGGAGGUACUGCGACGAAGUUUACAGGAAUGCGCCGCGGGUUACGGCGACUACAAACGUUCUUCCAAGGAGAACGUCUGCGAACCGCAGGUUGUCGUGGACGCCGACGAAGAGGAUGAUGAUGAAGUGGAAGCACGAGGGCCAGGCCCACUGCGUAUCCGUAACCUGGAGGAUCUCAUCCGUCAACUGGAACACCAUUCCCGUCACAUGAGCCCCAGCGGCUCGGAGGAUAUCCGCAUGUCGGAAACGGAAGCCGACCGCCAUUAUCGUCAGGAAUCCUCGUCGGCGUGCAGUGAGAGCUCGCAUCAGUCGCAUCGCGGCGACCCGCGCUUCGGCUACGGCGGUGUCGGGGGCGGUGGCGGCGUGGGCGUCGGGGUAGGUGCACGGUACCCGCGGCCGGGCGCUCGUAUGCCCUACCCGCACCCGCACGCGCACCACGCGCCCGACGAGGAGGGCAUCUACGAAAGCGCCGACCAUGAACGUGGCGCGCCUUGUGGCGGCACGCCCGACAGCGAAAGCGAUGAGUUCGUGCAAGCGCAGCAGCAGUUGGCCCGCUGGGCUAGCGACGACGCCGUGCCGCAGGCGGGCACGAGUGGCGGCGGCGGCAUGCCGCGCGAGUACCGGCUGCCGUCGCCGUCCUCCUCCACGAGCGAGGAGCCAACAAGCGUUGUACGCGCGCCUGUGCCCGUACCGCCAGUGCAACUUCAGCCGCACCCGCACCCCGAGCACGCCACCAUCCACCGCCCCAAGCGGUACCCGGAGUACAAACACUGAUAGUGACUCGCAGGGUAGACUCGCGUCGCGCCGGCGAGCCACCCCCGUAUCUCCCGUGUUAAGUGUUGCGCGGCUAACUGACGUAAACAAAGUAUAUUAAAUUUAAAUAAGCAUAAAUUAUAUAGUUGUUGAGACAUUCCUGAUGCAUUCUCAAUGCAGGCAUAAUUCUAAAUCCGUGGUAUGGUGUGUAUCUGGAAAUGAGAAAUCUAAGCUAAGCGAAAACCCGAUUAUGCCUUAGUUGCGGCCAAAGCCUGGCUCUUCUCGUGCCCCCUCCACAAAAGGACAACUCAACUCAACUCAACAAUGCGCGCGCAACUUAUCAUCGCACCAGUAAACACCUAGUUUUAUUAUAGCACUUAAGUUGAACGCGAGAGGACGCGAUUUGUGUGUGUUCAUUGCGAAAGUCAUGCGCGCAUGCGCACCGGAGAGCCGGGACCUACCCGAAAGCAUUCAUAACCAAACUUCUACACACAACAACAUGAAAUCGAAAUCGAAGAAAUUCAACCAACAUAAAUUUAUUUUAAACUCUAGAUGAUAAUCAACACAUAGAUAAUGAUGAGAAAUGUAAAAGAAGAGCUGUUUCUCUUUAGUGAUGUUAUUGAAAAAUAAACCUAGUCUUUGAAUUCACGGCGUAGAGGCCUAAAAACACACGAAAACCAAAAACAACUAAUAACAUUACCUUAUUAUAUAAAAUAUUAUUAUAUUAUUAUCUAAUUGACACUUGUUCGGUUCGGAUCCACGCGAGGGCUGAUCCGAUUGUUCCUUAUUCACUGUAACAUAUAUAAGAGUCUUAAGUAUCUAAUGAUAAUACGCACCUAUAAUUAUCGCCACCGUACACACCUCCGUUUGUACAUAAUGAAGAUGAAAACAAAAAAACCUGAUGUACUCCUGAAUGAUAACGAUUAUUAUUGUGUAAUAUGUAUAGCCUUUUCGCAAUGGAUCAGCACCCUCGAGAAAUAAAUUACUGAAAAUAAAAAAAUACAAAAAACACCACACAAACAAAUGAGCAGGAUGUAAUAAUGAUAACACGCACGAAUCGAAAUCGAAUUAUUGUUAUCGAAAUUAAGGAUAAUUUUUUAUUGGGCUAUCUAUCCCGAUACACUCUCCAUCCAACGCGAUGCGAUGCGAUACGCGGUCCCAACGGUGAGGACAUUUUAAGAACUGAGCACACGAAAAUAAAAAAAAAUCAUUUUUUUUUGAUUUUUACGCGCUGAUUUCGUUCAUAGCCGUAGGAAAUUUAUAGCAAAUCACCCGUCUAAUCACCGUCUAAGUACCGUAAUCCGUAAUUAAGACUUUUUCAUAAUGCGUGCGUUCAUUUUUUGAUAUGAAACAACGCGAUAAAAUAAAGUAUGAUAUCAUUUCGAGUGCGAGACGAUGAAAUAAAACACACAGCAAAACUCACCGCGACCAAAAUAAUUCUAAACUGCUCACAGUAUUUAAACAAUUAAAUCAAUCGAGAGGCAAUGAAAACGGUCGGCAAGUGAAUAAAAAAAAAUUACCAUCAUAACAAAAUAAUAAAAAUGAAUUAAACUAUGAAUUAUUAUAUGAAACUCGGACUGUAGGCAUAGUAGGAAUGCAAGUGUACAUAAAAGAAUGUAUGAAUAUGAAAUAUUUAAAAAGAAAAAUGAAAAAAAACGUUGACAAAAUGAAGCAAAAGACAUGGUAUGUUACGAAAUGUAUUUGUAACGAAUAAAUAAACAUUUAGGGCAUGUUUGGCAUCUGAUAUCACUUUAAACGUUGAUGUAAACCUCGAGAGAAACUAAUUAAUGAAGGCAACCAGUUUAAAAAUCAAAUGUUACCGACAAAUAUAUUGUUAAUUUCGAACAGUUUCACAAUUACACGUUGAUCUAAAUUAAAAAUUUACAAAAAAAAAACUACGCGAAGAACUAAAUUUACAUUUAAUUACUAAUUAAGGCGAAUUUAAGAGAGUAACACACACAAAUGAAGAAAAAAAUAUAUUAUAUGAAUUAAUAAAAAUUUCUAAGAAGAUAUAUUAAGAGUUUUAAUUCUGUUGACUUUGUAACGAGCGUGAUUAAGCUUCUCAGUUGGUUAUAAUCAAAAACUAAUUAAACAAUCAACAAUUACGACGAAAAAUUUUAAAAAAAUUUAAAAAUUUUUGUUUUAUGAUAUAAUUGACAGCAAACAAGAACAUCGUGUGGAUUACGUUCAUCGAUCGUUGCGUUAUAAAUAAUUAAAUGUCAAUUAUAACGUCCGUAAAGCUGUAACCUAAGGAAACCGGUAAUAACUGUAACUCUUCGGUUACGCAAGUAAUUCUAUUAUCAUAUUAUAAAUAAGAUGGCAAAGCAGAACAAAAGAGGCUGAGGGAAUGAUGUAAACGAAGCAAAAAUAAACAAAAAACGGAAAUAAUUGUGUAGCUUAGUACUUGCUGUACAAUGUACCAAUCAAAACAGUUCAGUUUGUAUCAUAAUAUCACGAGGAGGAAGAAAAUUCAACAGUUUAUUGAAUCUAGACACGGUAUUUAAACAAAAAUGAAAAAAAAAACACACACACGUUACGAAUAAGAAUUGUGCCAAUACUGUUUAGUUUAAUCACUCAUUAUUAUUAUGAUUGUGUGAUAAUAAUUAUAAUGGUAAUGAUUAUUCUAGAUUAAGGAUGGUCAUGACGGCGCAAUGCACUGCAAAACGAACUAAUUAAUAACACGGUGAUUCCACUCACUCAAUUAUUAUUAUUAACAUUGUUAUUAUUAUUAUUAUUAAUAUUAUUAAUAUUAAUAUAAAUUCCUGCAUUAAUAAUUAAUUUUAUUUGUAUUUAAUGUUUUAAUAUAAAUUCCUAUGAAUUUUUUUAUUCAAAAAUUGCAUAAAUUCCAUGUUUAAAUAAAUGAGAAAAAUUUAUUGUUAAUAAUAAUAAUUGAGUGAUGUUUUCACCUCGAUUUGAAAGUCUAAAGUACCAUUUAAGUACACGUACACGUUACAAAUAUUACCACAUGUAAAUUAUUAACAAAAAAAAAUGAAACGAAGCAAAAAUUUCUUGGCUAAAUUGCACUAUUGUUUAUUUUUUUGCACGCACACACAAAAACUAAAUAAAAAUGAAAUGAAAUGUAAUUCAGUCAUCUUUGAAUGAUGAAGAAAUGAAAUGGAUUUUUGGGCUGACAAGUAUUUGCUCACUGUUGUAUUUAAUAUUGAUUAUGGUUUGUUAAAAGAUUGUGCUCUUUUUUUCCAUCUGAAGUGAAUUAAUUACAAGAAAUUGACAAACACAAACACGCAGGCAAAUAAAUUUACUUCGUACGCGCGCAGAGGAAGAGCACGAUUUUUGUAACGUAUUCACUAAUAAUGACGAUUAAGAAAACAAACUUGAAUAACACUGUAAGCGGAUGAGAAAACCACAUUGCGAACGUUUUUUUAACAAGGGAGGUCAGAUGGAUGUAAAUAUAGUGUUUAUGACGAUAUACACUGCCUAAAUAAAUGAAUUAUUACCUAAUAACAACAA
Dalotia coriaria is the source of this 7509-nucleotide messenger RNA. RefSeq names its product disintegrin and metalloproteinase domain-containing protein mind-meld (gene mmd). Gene Ontology annotation, biological process: proteolysis. Gene Ontology annotation, molecular function: metalloendopeptidase activity. The record is from RefSeq and is a predicted model, not a curated record. Lineage: Eukaryota; Metazoa; Arthropoda; Insecta; Coleoptera; Staphylinidae.